Molecule: messenger RNA, 798 nt
Organism: Medicago truncatula (barrel medic)
Lineage: Eukaryota; Viridiplantae; Streptophyta; Magnoliopsida; Fabales; Fabaceae
Product: BUD13 homolog
Exons: 1
Coding region: 1-798 (265 amino acids)
Biological process (GO): mRNA splicing, via spliceosome
Cellular component (GO): U2-type spliceosomal complex; RES complex
Molecular function (GO): RNA binding
Source: RefSeq, a predicted model, not a curated record
AUGAAGAGGCUUGAGCAGCUGAAGGCUAGACGUGCUUAUCAUGAUAUAUCCGAGGAUGGAAGUGGUUGGGUUCCACUUUCAAAUAAUGAUACAUCUCCACCCCGUAAACAGAGGGUUCAAAAUGACACUCCUUCACCAGAACCUGAAGUGAAUCCAUCAACUUCUAAUAGAACGGGUGCUGAUUUAUCCCCUUCGUGUCAGCAGUUGAAACGCUAUGACACUUCAUCACCUGAACGGGACUCACAACAUUCUGGUGGAGGGAAUUCUGAUUUAUCUCCUCCUCGUAAACACAGAGAUCAGAGUGUUACAGCUGUAGCUUGUGAACCAAGGUCAUCUAGAUCAAAGUUUGAAGAUAGUGAUAUGUCACCUCCUCGACGGAAACAUGUUAGUAAUUCGAGUCCAGAUAUUUCCCCUCCUCGCCGUCGUAGUCAUCAAACAUCUGGAUCCAAUGGGAGAAAAAAAUAUGAAACUUCUGAUUUGGAAGAUCUUUCUCCACCUAGACGUGGUCGUCAUGAUUCCCCCUCUCAAGAUACUUUACAUGGACAAGUGUCAUCUGACCUUUCACCACCGAGGAGACGCCAGCAUAGUGUGGCAAGGUCGAGUUUAUCUGAUGUUUCUCAUCGUUCGGUGAAAGCUGUUUCGCAUCAAUCUUUGGACAGUGACCUCUCUCCACCAAGGAAGAAUCCAAAGGAGUUAUCCAUUCCUGCAUCUAUAAAUGAAAGGAAAAUAGGUUUAAUUUCUGGUAAGGAUAUGAGAGAAGAGAUCGACAGAAAAAGGAAGGAUGAUUUGUUGAGGUAA